This is a messenger RNA of Stylophora pistillata, 1722 nucleotides long. Its product is annotated as contactin-associated protein-like 2. Lineage: Eukaryota; Metazoa; Cnidaria; Anthozoa; Scleractinia; Pocilloporidae. Gene Ontology annotation, molecular function: extracellular matrix structural constituent. The record is from RefSeq and is a predicted model, not a curated record.
AACUCAGAUGUUGACAGUCCACUAGCCACUGUAAUGCUGCUUCUGCCACUCUUGUUGUUUUUUCCUUUGUUGCUGAAGUUGAUAUUUUCCAUGCAAAACAACGCUCUCUAUCGAUAUUCAACAGGGCGUGCUUCGUACGCGUUUGGUAAAUUCAAGUGCGAUCUCUUUCAUUACUUAUGGGAAAAACUAUCAUCUUUCAAGGUGGAAGAUAAGCUGUCCUGCACUUUUCUUUGUGUUGGUGAGCCAAAGUGUUAUUCGUUUAACAUGGCUGCUAAUCUUGAUCCCAAUGGUCUUUAUCUGUGCGAGUUGCUGGCCUCUGACAAGUACAGAGCUACAGAAAAGUUCUUUGCAAAUGCCACGUUCCAUCAUUUCAGUCCUCCGUCUCCUUGUGAAAGCGUACCUUGUAAAAACGCUAGUGUUUGCGUUCCUGAAUAUGUAUCGAACUCCUAUCGCUGUGACUGCAAGCCUGGAUUCUGCGGAACUCAUUGCAAACAAGGAGGAGAUAAAACCUGCAGUCAGAUCAAACUGUGUAAUCUCCCAAGUGGCUCUUACGUCAUCGACCCUGAUGGAAAUGGUGGAGUGAAACCUUUUAAAGUCUACUGUGACAUGACUGACAAGAACGGUGUUGGAGUGACAGUUGUCAGUCAUGACAGUGAAAGCAGAACACUGGUGAAAGGGUAUGAAGACAGAGACGCCUAUUCUCGCAACAUCAGGUACACAGAGGCUGAUAUGGCUCAGCUGGCAAACCUGACAGCUUCAUCAGCUCACUGUGAGCAGUUUAUAAAGUACGAGUGCCGUUACUCACUGCUCCUCGCAAAUGGUAACCCCCAAGGCUGGUGGGUGUCACGUGAUGGAGAGAAUAUGACGUACUGGGGAGGAGUUGAUUCCGUUGACUACAAAUGCGCAUGUGGCUUGAACAAUACAUGUGCAGGCACUAACGACGGAUGCAACUGCGACAAAAAUGACAACACCUGGCGAAAUGACAGCGGCUUCCUCACAGAUAAGUCUAAGCUUCCCGUGAAGCAAUUGAGAUUUGGAGAUACUGGAGGUUCGCAGGAAACCGGACAUCACACACUUGGAAAGCUCAAGUGCUUUGGACUCAUUAAGACUUAGCAUUUCUAGCGGGCUGCUUUUUAUAGACUCACCAGAUGUAUCCUUAAAGUGCAUCAUACAAUAUUUUUUACUCUUAACGUGGCACUGACUUUUUGCACCAACGUUGAAUGGUGAAUAGAUUUGACAGACUAUGCAUUAACGAUUUUAGAGAUGACAUAUUGGUUGAUUCUCUCCCUCCCUUCUAUCUGAUUCAAUUUGAGCGAAGUCUUUUUCCCUUUUUUUGAAAAUUUGAUAUAAUUUUUCAUUGAGCCAUGAUCAAGUUGGCCUCUGGACUGUUGAGUAAAUCUUCCAUACAGAGACGAGACCAAGCAGCUACGUAAAGUGGAAAAAGAGUGCCCGUUUAAUAUUAAUUUCUUGAAAGAUUCAAUCAAAUAGUAUGCGUAGCCAAUGCAUUAUGGGCUCAUCCACACCGCCCAGUUAUUCCUGUUCAGCGGGUGAAUCAGCACCACAGGUGCGCAAAAGUUGCACACACCUUGAGUUUGAGGGUUAUUCCGAGGAAAAUGUCCUUUGGAAUGUUUCAUCUUGCAAUUUCUACAGAGAUUACGGUGAAACCGGUAAAAUCAACUAUGUUGGAGGAAGAUAAGGAAUAACAAUAAACUUGUUUUUUAA